Molecule: messenger RNA, 1711 nt
Organism: Bactrocera dorsalis (oriental fruit fly)
Lineage: Eukaryota; Metazoa; Arthropoda; Insecta; Diptera; Tephritidae
Exons: 4
Coding region: 308-1432 (374 amino acids)
Biological process (GO): embryonic development via the syncytial blastoderm; cell surface receptor signaling pathway via JAK-STAT
Source: RefSeq, a predicted model, not a curated record
AACUACACCAUUUCAUUUAUUUAUCUGUUUUUUUUUUUGCUUUUUGAUAUAUCGAUAUUCUAUAUGAGUAUAAAUACAUUGGUCUGCAGUGAUAACGGCAACAGUUGCUUCAGAUCGAAAGCGUAAACUACUCCUGUCAAUUGUAAUCGAUACUGUUUGCCGGUGUUCAAUACGUAAAUUAAUUGAAAUUAAUAGAAAUUAGUGAAAGCAAGCAAGGAAGUGGCGAAAUUUCUGUGACCAGAUUAAUUAAUUUUUUUUAUAAAUUUUUUUGAAAUUUACGAAUCAAAAAAAUUUGUCUGCUAAAAUAAUGGAGAACACAACAGUUACUGCUUACAGCCACCAGGUGAAAGAUGUUUGCGUCACAUCUGCGGCACACCCACAACGUCGCUUCAAUACCUCAACAAAACCCAGCACUUAUGGCUGUUAUGGCUGUUCACUCUUCGUUGUCGUCUUGUUGACGAUUUUGGCGCAAUUUCUACAGCACACCUCUGCCGCCGCUGUGCCGCAGCAAUCGCGCGUUGUUUCGGAGUCAUUCGAAUCUGCGGAGGAUACUUGGGAAUUGUUGCACGAACUCGCACGUUUCAUACAUCGCGAGCAUAAAACAGGCUAUGCUGAUGACGAACAUGUAGAACGACGUGUCUAUAAGCGGCACAAUGCCGAAAGCUCAUUGGCAACGCGUAAUGACGAGCCUGCGUGGCACAAUGUUUGCGGACGUGAUAACGGCUGGAGUGGUGAUGAGCUGGCUGAGAAUCUGAGUCAGGAUUAUAUUAAAUUGUACAUGAAAAAUCUGCGCGAAACGGUACGUCUCGAAUACAAAAGCCUUCGAAACAGUGCUUUACACGGCAUCGACAUUGACGAUAUGCGCGCCUGGCGGCGACAUGAAAGGAAAUAUAAAUUCCUGCCAACAUUGGAGCGUAAUGCAACAAUUGCUCCCGUUUGCUGGCAUCGCAGUCUACAAAUAUUCAUCGCUUCCUUUGACUAUCUACAUGAAAUACAACAAAAAUGGGACCAACAACACCUACGUACACAGGGUGUCAUCACACACGAGCUGCAGGAAUUGUUGCAUAGCGCUAAGCGUAUACUUUGCGAAAUUGAGACCGACAUAAACGGCUGCUUUCCACGCCGUGACCGACAUGUGGCCAGCAUUCCACGCGACGAAAUGUUUGCGCAAAUCAAUUUCUACACAAAGACAAAUGUUGCCGGGCAACAUGGUGUCCAUCAUACAGAUUUGCGGUUUGUUAAAUUCUUCUAUCAAAAUUAUUUGCUACGAAUUUGGAAAACGCUACCCCGCCACCCUCGGCACAUUGAAAUGUCGUAUACAUGUAAGACAAACACUCACCCGACCAUACUCGAUAGAAGUUUGGAAAAGGAUGCGUCCAUUUUGAAUGCUGAUGACGGUGAUGACUCUGCGGAAGAAGAAAACGAAAUUUAAUAUUAAAAAAUUAAACAUUCCAAAUUACUUAAACAAAAGAUAAAAUUAAUGCAAGCAUGGACGAACUAAAAAGGCAACCAAAUAAGAAGCUGUGAUUUAAUUAAAUUAUUUAAUUUAUAUUUUAUUAAAGUAAUGUUGUAUCUAGGAUUUAAGUCAAAAAGUGAAUGAAGUGAUAGUAAAUUAUGUUCCAUAUAUAUUUAAGUGUAAUUGAAUAUGUAAUGUAAUGAGAAUCUUCUAUAAUAUUUAUUUAACUUAUUUAUUUAUUUAUAAUUUAAUGCG